CGGCAGGUACCGGUCUGCACGUAGAACGUUCAGGAUUCCGAGGUCGCUAGCUGACAGUUGGCGCAACGCAAGCAGCAGCCGCCGGCUGGUCGCGCCGCCAUGCCGACGCUUUCUCUCGCCCGUCGUGCCGCCACGCCGACGCUUCUUUUUCUGCUCCAGCUGCUCGCCUUUUCCCUGCUAGCCCUGCGAGCCUGCUCUCCGCGCAUGCAGCCGCCGCCCCUGGCGGUCAGCUGCCUCGGAGCUCCCGGGCGCGGCUCCGCAGGUCGCAGCGGCGACGGCUGGCUGUCCUGCCUGGGGAAUGGCACCUUGCGACUGCGGUACCGGCCAGCCCCAGGAGCGACAGCGGAGGCAGAGAGCACAGAGAGGCAGCCUGCCUCCCCGCCGCACUGCCGCUGGUACCUGAAUUGGGAUUGGGUGAAGAACACCUCCCUCUGGUCAGGGCAGCUCACGCUCCAGUCAGGCCUCUCCCUGGGAAGCGCUCUCUGGCCGGUGGCCUCCAGUCUCAUUACAGUGCAGUGCUCAUCUGCCUCAUGCGCCGCACCCGAGUGCCUUUAUCGCAACUUGAGCAUUGAGAUGUCAGCAAGGUGGGCCGCCCAGAAGAGCUCACACGCAUACCGUGAUGGCACGAGAAGCGCCGCCUGCUUGUUCCAUUGCUCUGCUUUCCCCGGGGAUCCUGAGAAACACCAAGGGUUCGUGGCAAAAGUGAGCAGCACCCGAAAUGGACUGACACCGGCUCUCCCCAGCGUCAGGGAUGACACUUCAAAAGCAACAGAGCUGGCAGUGCUUCACCAGGAAGCAGCCUGCAAAUUCAACUCGGUUACAAUUCAAAAACCUUCUCUUCAUACCUCUGUCAUACGUCAGAAAAAGGGGAAAACGUUUGAGCUGUAUGCCAGAGUGCUAGUGGACUGCAACCUCCACGUGUCCAUAAAGCCUCAGUGGAUAUUCUAUGCUGUUAAGGACAUGAAAACUAAUCCAGACUGGGACCAACCUUUAAAUACAUCAGCGAUGCACGGUGUCAACACAGUACAGCUAACGGUUCCCAGCUGGACCUUGGAUUAUGGAAUGUAUCAGGUCUAUUUUACUGCUUCAGUAUACGUGCUCGGGACCAAAAGAUCCUUCAGUAAGACAGACAGGGUUUUCGUCAAGAUAGAGAGAAGUGAUCUUGUGGCAAGUAUUGCAGGAGGCAACUUCCGGACAGUGGGCUUUUUUGAUAAUUGGACUCUCGAUGGCUCCGUGUCCUACGACCCCGAUUCACCGGAACAACUAAAGGGACUCACGUUUACUUGGUACUGCACUAAGAAGCUAUUGGACUAUGAAAGCAUGAGAAUCAGUGCGGGAAAUAAAUGUCAUCCAGCCCAGAGGGAUUUGAGGUGGCUGACAUCUUCAGGGGCUGUUCAAGUGCUAGCACCGGAAUCGCUCCCGGGAAACACUGUCUACCACUUCCGUUUAGUCAUUCAAAAGGAUAGAAGACAGAGUUAUGCCGACCAAAGCGUAAACGUGCAGUCUGGCUUCUCACCUCUCCUGGAUGUGGCGUGCCUUGAAAACUGUGGCAGCGCUGUAAUUCCGACAGAGAGGUUUACGUUGUCAGGCAGAUGCCUCAACUGUCAAACAAGCAGCCAGCCAGUCCACCAGUCAUCGCUUUGGGUGGAAAAUUCUUCAGAAAUUAGCUUUGACUGGUCUUCCAGAACCUCAACAGGUAAGUUUGGUUCUAUACAUGCUCUGACUUUUACCCGUAGUGCAGAUCAAUCAUACAUACUGCUACUACAAGUGACUACCUGGGGCGGUAGGUCAUCCCUCUACAGAUAUGCAUUUAAAGUAAACUCUCCACCCAGGGCUGGCAAGUGUAGCGUCAGCCCACACCGCGGUACAGCUUUCCUGACAAAAUUUGUUGUCCAGUGCAGUGGAUUUUCGGACAGCAACUUACCCCUGACUUACAAAGUCAUAGUAGCUUCCGACGUAUCCAAAACUGCCAAAAUUAACUCGGUGGAGGACAACACAUUUGGCACAAUUGUGUACUUUGGCUAUCAGCCUAGAAUGCCUCCAUCUCCCCUCCCAGUUGGUGUCCCCUCCCGGAGGUACGCUCUGACACUGUACGUUCAAGUGUGUGACUCUCUGGGGGCGUUUACCCAAGUGAGUCUGCAUGUCAGAGCACAGAACCCAGUGAGAAGUCGACCGCUAGCUGUUGUGUUUCAUGAACUGUUUGCCUCAGUGAGCGGUUUAAGUGUGCCCAUGACAGCUUAUCUCCAGACCGGAGACUAUUUUAAUGCGGGUUAUUUGCCUUAUCUUGCAGCUUCUGUCCUAAACUACAUCGAAGCCGCACCAACACUCCCAAUACCCAAGGCUCAGUUGAGGGAAAGCCUGCUUAAGACAGCCCUGAACAUUUUGGUUGAGAGCACGAUGGAAAUUAACCAAGUAACCGGAGUGUUGAAAACACAGAGGAAUGAGAGCCACUGGUCUGAACAAACAGAAAUUCAGACCACUGGAAUUCUAAAAUGCUUGCCCAACAUCCUGAGAGCUGCUCUUUUGAGUGUCAGGAAGGUCAUUGUUAGUGCAGUCACGCAAGUCUUCUCCAUUAUAAAAAAAAUAACUGAGAUUGUUUUCCAAGGCAAAGUCCCUGGAGAGGAAACCACAGAAGCCUGCAGGAAUUGUUUCUAUCCAACACUAAAAACUGGAAACUCUUCAAGGUUGUCUUACGAUGCCGUCAUUUCCACUGCCCUGUUUGAGUUUGAUGAAAACCCUUUCCCUUGGUUGAAUUAUACUUCAGAAAUUGCAACAGCCAUCUUGGGCUUCAAAAUGGCAGAGACCAAGGCUAAUGGGGAUCUGCUAGGCAUCCUGCCUGAAGAAGCAAACGUCCUUAUUGCUAGGAAAGAUACCAAAUCAUCAACAUUUCAGUUAGCAAUGGGACCUGAUAAAACACAAACCUACACAACCGGAGGAUUUAGUCUGGAGGUGAACAGAGAUACCAAGAUCAUAUACAUCCAGAUCCUGACAAAAUUAGAAGUGGCUUUCCAGGUGCUCGUGUUCACUGGCACUAAUGUCACUCAGAAUUUUCCCAUAGCCUCUUUUGAUGCUUUUCACAACAUGACAACGGUGGCAAGCAAAACCAAGGCAGUGGAUGAAGAGUGUAACAUCAAGGCUCCUUACAUCAUCUGCCUCACCGAGUCAGUGCUGAACGUCGCAGCUCAAGGAAGCGGUGCCCAGAGUCAGAACAUUUCCAUCGUCUUGCUGACCCCCUACAUCACAAGGUAUCCAAACAUGAGGCUGGUGAGCAUACACACUUUUAGCGAUCACUGCUUGUUUCUGGGGGGAGUUCAAAAUCAGUGGAGGGAGGACACGUGCAGACUUGGUUCCCUGACCAACUGGCAACGGGUACACUGUGUCUGCAGCAUGAAGCGGAGUCACAGGAGCCGGUCAGUCCUCACUGCCUCAAAUACAUCCACACUUGACAUCAAGUUCCUGGCAGCCAAAGUCAUUGUGACCCCCAACAGAGUAGAUCUCAAAGGAAACCUAAUAGCGGACCUCCCUAAGAACCCCGUGACCCUUCUAACAGUGCUCUUCAUUUUUGCAGCCUACUUUCUUUUGUCUCUCUGGGCCGUGCGGAAAGACAGGGCUGAGAUGGUCAGCAAAGACAAAAUUAUAGUUCUGCCCGACAACGACCCCUUUGAUAAAGUCAGCUUUUUGGUCACUUUGUACACCGGCAGUCGCUGGGGAGCUGGAACCAGCGCAGAUGUUUUUCUUCAGCUCAUCGGCCAGAACGGCACAAGUGAUAUCCACUGCUUGCGGCAUCCACAGUUUCCUGCUUUCCGUCGAGGAAGCACUGACUGUUUUCUCUUGACUACGAAGGAAGACCUGGGAGACAUCUGCGCCUUCAGGGUCUGGCACAACAACAGAGGCCCAUCGCCAGGCUGGUUCUUAAGCAGAGCCAAAGUUGAACACGUGUCCGCUCAGAAGACCUGGUUCUUUAUGUGCAGGAAAUGGCUUGCCCUUGACAAGGGAGAUGGCUUACUAGAAAGGACAUUUUCCGUCACCAACCCAAAAGCACCUCUAUCCAGAAAGGAUUAUUUUUUGAUUGACCUGGCCAGUGGUCUGAAAGAGGGCCAUCUAUGGCUCUCCGUUUUUGCUCAGGUUCUCACUGGCACUUAUAGCAGGCUCCAAAGGUUAUCUUCCUGUCUAACAAUAUUAUUAUUAAACCUGUUCGUUAACAUUAUGUUCUUUAAUGCUGACAGGGAUGAAGAAUCUCCAAGACACCUGAGGUGCUUGAGAUCAAUUGCCAUAGGCAUUGAAUGUGCUUUGAUUACAGUACCUGUGGAAAUGAUUAUAAUGGCCUUAUUUAAGUAUUCCCAGAAGAACCCAGAGAGAAGUCUAACUCUGCUUCCUAUGAAUCUUAAAACCUGGAGAGUACAUUCGCAAAAAAGGAAACGUUCAGAAACGUCAGCACAAUCUGGUAGCAUUAGUUCCCCGGAGAACGUUGCUGCUCACAGCGAUUCUCAGGGCCCGAUGCAUAACUUGAGGAGAAGAAGAACUGAGGGAAAGACGAGAAGCCAGGGAGCUCCCCAGAACAGCAGUAACUGCCCAGUUUCUGAAGGAGGUGCAAGUACCGCCGGAGACAAGGAGCAAACAGGAAAGAAUUCCUGUCCAAAGGUUAAGGCCAGGCAGAGACUACCAUCAAAUUCCAAUUUCAGCAAUAACUGCGCAAAGGAAGCAGGUAACUUGCAGGAAGAAAGCAAGCUACUCAGCGUUAGCUCUGUGCCUUUUAGCAAGAGACCACCCAUAGUUUGUUGUUGGUGGUGUGUCUAUCUCUCGUGGGUGUUAGUGAUAAUUGUAAGUGGGGUAUCGUCAUUUUUCAUUGUACUGUAUGGUUUGUCUUACGGCUACCAGACUUCGCUGGAGUGGCUUUUAGCGUCGGCAACUUCCUUUAUUCAAAAUGUGUUCUUUGUUUCAAUCAUAAAAAUCAGUUGUUACUCAGCUUUGAACACAGUUCGUCCAAAAUACUGCGAAAACAUUCCAUGGUUUACCCAGGAUCUCUCUUCUGAGAUUCAAGCAGAAAAGGAAGCAAUGAAUGAAGAAGAGAUGCGGGAGAAGCACUUCAAGCUUGCCCAGAUCAGAGACACCGAGCAGUACAAGCCUUUAAAAGAUGAAGAAAUUGCAAAGAUGCUGGAAACGGCAAAAAUUAAAGUCAAGGCAUUCAUUUUCAUAAAAGAUGUUAUCGGUCACCUUGUGGUUUUAGCAGUUGUCUUAUGUUUUGCUUAUUCUACUGUGAACACUAACAGUUUCCACUACAACCAAUUUAUUCGGAACCAGUUCUCUCCCAGACUCCCUGCUGUGGUUAAGCUGGCAGAUAUUUACACGUGGGUGAACGACACCUUCUUGCCUUUGAUCCACAACGACGUUCAGCCAACUUUUCUUACCGACAGCUCAUCCAAAAUCAUCGGUUUGCCUAGGAUGAGGCAAGUGCGGGCUAAAGGUACUGAGAAAACUUGUUUCCACCCUCACAGCUUUGUAAAUAAAUUUGUAAUCAGUAAAAGCCACUGCCUUCACAAAUACGGCAGGGACCUCGAAGAGAAAGGUGACUAUGCUGGCACGUGGACAAAAGUCACCAACCGUUCUUUUUCCGAGGAAACCAGCAGUUACCCUGGGUUUACUUACCAACCAAACAGGGCUCCCUGGACUUACUUCUCAUACGGAGAUCUGCACACAUACGGACCAGGAGGAUACACGUUUUACUUUUUCCCUGAAGAAGGAAGACGUAAUUCAACAACAAGGCUGGAUUUGCUGCAGGAGAGCAACUGGCUUGAUGAAAAGACCUGGGCUGUGAUCAUCGAACUGACUACGUUCAUGUCUGAUGGAGAUCUCUUUUGCAGCAUCUCAGUCAUAUUUGAACUGUCUGAUUUUGGGAUCAUAAAACCAACUUUGUCAGUACACUCAUUUGCUGUCCCCAUUUUCCAUCAGCAAACUAAAGGUCAACAAUUGUUUUUCCUAGCUGCUGUUGCCUUUCUGCUCAUGUACGUUGCAGAUGGCCUCUACAGCAUGGUCCAAGGAAAAAAAAAUAUUUCCAGGACCAUCAGCUUCAUCUUAAAAUUGGCAUUCUUCCUGAUUAUUCCUUUCCAGGUUUUAAAGUUCAAGAUGGGAGCUGAUAUCGUUCAUUUUUUCUUACUUUAUCCAAACGAUUUCAUUCCUUCUCACGCAGCUUCUCAUCUAGAUCAGAAUCUAAGGAAUACUUUGGGCUUUUUGGCAUUUCUUGCAGUUUUGAAGACACUAAAGUAUUCUCAAUUGUUUUACAAGGUGCAUCUGGCUCAAAGAUCAAUCUUGGCAGCCCUUCCUGGGAUCUCCUCAAUGGCCUCUGUGGUGAUGGUGUACUUCUCUAUCUUUAUGGCUUUUGGCUACCUUGUGUUUGGCCAGCAUGAAUGGAAUUACAAUAAUAUGAUUCACUCAGCUCAGACCGUAUUCUCUUACUGCGUGUCUGCUUUCAGAGAUACUGCAUUUUCAUCCAGCAGGCUGAUGGGUGGUUUUUUCCUCACCUCCUUCCUGCUGGUGAUGACCUGUGUUUUGAUCAACCUCUUCCAAGCUGUUAUUAUGUCUGCCUAUGGAGAUAGGAAACAACUUGUCUGUGAAGAACCACCUGAUGAAGCAAGAGCGGUUGCUUUCCUCCUGCAAAGGAUGAAAAAGAUGCUGUGUUUUCCAAUCUGUAGAACGGCCAAAAGAAGUGACCCCAGUCUUUGCCACGGUGUGCCCAACGGGCAAGCUGAGAAGAGAGUUCAGUGACAUUCGGGCCUUGAGAAAAGAAAAGCAAACGGGGAAAAAUGGUUUGUCUUGUAAUAAGAGCAAAGCAAGAUACUAUUUUCCAGACCACCUCUAGUCUGUAACACUUGUGUUUCAAAUAAAUGUUUUAAAUUA
This is a messenger RNA of Tympanuchus pallidicinctus (lesser prairie-chicken), 6894 nucleotides long. RefSeq names its product polycystin family receptor for egg jelly-like. Bases 100 to 6762 code for a protein of 2220 amino acids. The record is from RefSeq and is a predicted model, not a curated record. NCBI's taxonomy places the organism in Eukaryota, Metazoa, Chordata, Aves, Galliformes, Phasianidae. Gene Ontology annotation, cellular component: membrane. Gene Ontology annotation, biological process: detection of mechanical stimulus. Gene Ontology annotation, molecular function: calcium ion binding; protein binding; calcium channel activity. The transcript has 2 exons.